Molecule: messenger RNA, 2046 nt
Organism: Zalophus californianus (California sea lion)
Lineage: Eukaryota; Metazoa; Chordata; Mammalia; Carnivora; Otariidae
Gene: KCNJ12
Product: potassium inwardly rectifying channel subfamily J member 12
Exons: 3
Coding region: 734-2023 (429 amino acids)
Biological process (GO): potassium ion import across plasma membrane; regulation of monoatomic ion transmembrane transport
Cellular component (GO): plasma membrane
Molecular function (GO): inward rectifier potassium channel activity
Source: RefSeq, a predicted model, not a curated record
GUUAGAGGAGUUGCCGAGCCGGGUUCUGGUGGCAGCGGGGCGCGGAGCUGGGUGCGCGCCGAGCUUCUGCCUCCAGCCGCCUCCUCGCCCUCCAUUCCUCUCUCCCCGCCAUCCCCGGGGCCUUGCCUCUGCCACCGCCUCCCGGGGAACGGUAGCCGGGGGCGAGGGGCUGGCGCGGCCGGAGCGGGCGGGGAGGCGCGGGGCGCCGGGGCGUAUAGGGGAGCGCGCCCGGCCCUGCCCGGGAUCAGAUAACAGCCGGCGGGGGAGGGGGUGGGCCGGCCGCGCUCCCAGCCGGACUGAGGGACGGACGCCAGCCGCGCCGGCCAGAGCGAGCGCCCCGCGGCCGGGGGCGCCGUCCAGGCGCGCGCCCCCGACCCGUGGCUGAACUGGAGAGAUCGGCGCCCCAGACCCAAGCGCCCCUCGGCAUGGAGCGCCCCCGGGGGCUGCCCUGAGGCGGCGGCGGCGAUGCAGCCAGCGCGGCGGCUGCCGGGGCCAGGAACGGCCGCCCGGAGCUCGGAGGACGCGGAGCGCGCCGCGCCGGGGGCACUGACCGAGGGUCUUCUAGCGACCGAUUCUUCUCCAGCUGGGGUCUGGGAAAUGGCAGCCGCUGCUGAUACAGCCUUGAAGACAGCCACUUGCCCGCUCAGCACCGUCACUUAGAAGAUAGGAUUCAGGAGGAGCCGCCUCCCGCGGAGCCGGCCCAGGGGCGAGCCAGGGCCCCCCCAUCCCCGGGAUGAGCUCGGCCGGCAGGGCCAACCCCUACAGUAUCGUGUCAUCGGAGGAGGACGGGCUGCACCUGGUCACCAUGUCGGGCGCCAACGGCUUCGGCAACGGCAAGGUGCACACGCGGCGCCGGUGCCGAAACCGCUUUGUCAAGAAGAAUGGCCAGUGCAACAUCGAGUUCGCCAACAUGGAUGAAAAGUCGCAGCGCUACCUGGCUGACAUGUUCACCACCUGCGUGGACAUCCGCUGGCGCUACAUGCUGCUCAUCUUCUCGCUGGCCUUCCUCGCCUCCUGGCUCCUGUUCGGUGUCAUCUUCUGGGUCAUCGCCGUGGCCCACGGCGACCUGGAGCCGGCCGAGGGCCGCGGCCGCACGCCCUGUGUGAUGCAGGUGCACGGCUUCAUGGCAGCCUUCCUCUUCUCCAUCGAGACGCAGACCACCAUCGGCUAUGGGCUGCGCUGCGUGACGGAGGAGUGCCCGGUGGCUGUCUUCAUGGUGGUGGCGCAGUCCAUCGUGGGCUGCAUCAUCGACUCCUUCAUGAUUGGUGCCAUCAUGGCCAAGAUGGCUCGGCCCAAGAAGCGGGCGCAGACCCUGCUGUUCAGUCACAAUGCCGUGGUGGCGCUGCGCGAUGGCAAGCUCUGCCUCAUGUGGCGCGUGGGCAACCUGCGCAAGAGCCACAUCGUGGAGGCCCACGUGCGGGCCCAGCUCAUCAAGCCGCGGGUCACUGAGGAGGGCGAGUACAUCCCGCUGGACCAGAUCGACAUCGACGUCGGCUUUGACAAGGGCCUUGACCGCAUCUUCCUCGUGUCCCCCAUCACCAUCCUGCAUGAGAUCGACGAGGCCAGCCCGCUGUUUGGCAUCAGCCGGCAGGACCUGGAGACGGAUGACUUCGAGAUCGUGGUCAUCCUGGAGGGCAUGGUGGAGGCCACGGCUAUGACCACGCAGGCCCGCAGCUCCUACCUGGCCAACGAGAUCCUGUGGGGCCACCGCUUCGAGCCUGUCCUCUUCGAGGAGAAGAACCAGUACAAGAUCGACUACUCCCACUUCCAUAAGACCUACGAGGUGCCCUCCACACCCCGCUGCAGCGCCAAGGACCUGGUGGAGAACAAAUUCCUGCUGCCCAGUGCCAACUCCUUCUGUUACGAGAAUGAGCUGGCCUUCCUGAGCCGUGAUGAGGAGGACGAUGCCGAUGGAGGCCAGGAUGGCCGCAGCCCCCAGGCCCGGCAUGACUUUGACAGACCCCAGGCCGCUGGGGGUGGCGGCCUCGAGCAGCGGCCUUACAGACGGGAGUCAGAGAUCUGAGCCACCAUGGGCCAAGGUGCAGC